Molecule: messenger RNA, 1801 nt
Organism: Perognathus longimembris pacificus (Pacific pocket mouse)
Lineage: Eukaryota; Metazoa; Chordata; Mammalia; Rodentia; Heteromyidae
Gene: Krt20
Product: keratin 20
Exons: 8
Coding region: 128-1423 (431 amino acids)
Molecular function (GO): structural molecule activity
Source: RefSeq, a predicted model, not a curated record
CCAGCACCCGGCCCAGCACCAGGCCCAGCACCAGGCCCAGCUCCAGGCCCAGCUCCAGGCCCAGCUCCAAGCCCAGCACCAGGCCCAGCUCCAGCCCAGCCCCAGGCGCUACCUCUCAGAAUCCCCAAUGGAGUUCAGCAGCAGAAGCUUGCACCGAAGCCUCAGUUCCUCCUCGCAGGGUCCCACUCUCAGCAUGAGCAGUUCCCUGUAUAGGAAGGGGACGGUGCAGCGCCUCCGGGGUGCACCCAGUGUUUAUGGGGGUGCUGGAGGCCAUGGCACCCGUAUCUCCACCUCCAGACAACUGACAAGCUAUGGGAGCGAUCUUAGCAGUGGGGGGGACCUACUGAUGGGCAGUGAGAAAAUGGCCAUGCAGAACCUAAAUGACCGGCUGGCAAGCUACCUGGAAAAAGUCCGGUCCCUGGAGCAGACCAACUCCAGACUUGAAAUGCAGAUCAAGCAGUGGUACGAAGCCAAUGCGCCUAGCACCACCCGGGACUACAGCACCUACUACAAACAAAUCCAAGACCUGCAAAAUCAGAUUAGGGAUGCUCAAUUGCAAAACGCUCGAUGUGUCCUGCAAAUUGAUAAUGCUAAACUGGCAGCAGAGGACUUCAGGCUGAAGUUUGAGACCGAGAGGGGGAUGCGGAUGACAGUGGAGGCCGAUCUCCAAGGCUUGAGUAAGGUCUUUGAUGAUCUGACUGUGCAGAAGACAGACUUGGAGUUUCAGAUCGAAGAGCUGAACAAAGACCUGGCUCUCCUCAAAAAAGAACAUCAGGAGGAAGUUGAUGUCCUACGCCGGCAGCUGGGCAACACAGUCAACGUGGAGGUGGACGCCGCUCCAGGCCUAAACCUCAGUGAAAUCAUGAAUGAGAUGAGGCAGAAAUAUGAAGUCUUAGCCCAGAAGAACCUUCAAGAAGCCAAGGAACAGUUUGAAAGACAGUCUGAAGCUUUGCAGCAACAAGUCACAGUAAAUACUGAAGAACUGAAAGUCACCGAGACUCAAGUGACAGAGUUGAGACGCACCUACCAGAACCUGGAGAUUGAGCUCCAGUCUCACCUCAGCAUGAAAGAGUCUCUGGAGCUCACCCUAGAGGAAACCAGAGCUCGCUACAGCAACCAGUUGGCCACCAUCCAGGGACUGCUGAGCUCCCUAGAAGCCCAACUGCUACAGAUCCGGGGCGACAUGGAACGCCAGAGCAAUGAGUAUGCGGUGCUCCUUGACAUAAAGACCCGGCUGGAGCAGGAGAUCGCUACCUACCGUCGCCUUCUGGAGGGAGAAGACAUACCAACUAUACAAUAUCAAUUAAGCAAUUUGGAAGAGAAAGAUAUAAAGAAGACCAGAAAGAUCAAAACUGUCGUGCAGGAAGUGGUGGACGGCAAGGUUGUGUCAUCUGAAGUGAAAGAGGUGGAAGAAAGUAUCUAAACGGCUAUCAGGAGCAGGUGCUGCUGGGGUUUUGAUAGAAAAUGGCCCUUACUUUUGCUACGUUCCAGAAGGCAGCCGUCAGAAAUCACUAUCAAUGUCUCUGGUCAUUAGAAAGAGAAAGAAGCCUAUCACUCUCUGUAAUGAGAGAGAAAUGUUUUACUCAGAGGAGCUGCAAACCUCAGCAUCAUUAUGGCCAUCUUUAUCUCACAGCACACCAAUUAUACACGAGUGAAUCUAAUUAGAGAUUAUACACAUCUUAAUCAUGCUCAGCCUCACAAAGCCUCUCCUAUGAAAAUUAAAAAUAAACCCCUCUGCAAUGGUUGUUCCUGUUUCUGAAUUGCUAAACCUCCGUGUGUGUGUGUGUGUGUGUGUGUGUGU